Molecule: messenger RNA, 663 nt
Organism: Angiostrongylus costaricensis
Lineage: Eukaryota; Metazoa; Nematoda; Chromadorea; Rhabditida; Metastrongylidae
Source: the annotation of a GenBank genome assembly
AUGCAUCUUUCUUCUGUGAAAAGAACAAAUUUAACAUUCGAGGAUGAAAAUCCAACGGCAAGAGGAAAAAAACAAGUGGCAGACACACCACGACGUGCCUUAGGGGAUGUGAAGAAUAUGUUGCGUAUAGAAGAUGUAAUUUGUACUUUCCCGCCUUGGCAACACCAAACAGAAGCUCCAUCAAAGGAGCGGCAGUGGCCUCCGUUCAGAAAUCAGGGGUUACAAUUUUUCAUACAUAUCGUUGAUAUGGACCAGUUAAAACUACUAAAUCUGGAUAUCAGCGACGAUAUUGUCGAAGAGUCGAACUUACAUGAGGAUCCAAGAAUUGAAGGGACCCUUUUUCGGCGAGAGGACAGUAUCAUCCUCUCAGAUCCAGAAAACGACGCUGAAUAUUUUGAAAAGUUGGUUUCAACGGAAGACUAUGGAGAUAAUUCGAUCACUGACGACGACGAUGAAACCAUUGAAAUGUGUGGUUUGGAGGAUGAACCGUUUGAUUACAGACAUGUCAUUAAUGAUUUGGACGGAAAUGCUGUGUUGACUGAGGACUUCCCACCGUUUCUGUACGAAAAGCCGGACCUCGUUGGUCUCGAUAAAGUGAAAAACUACACGCUACAAGAAAUAGAGGAGUUGUUUGACUCAUUUUCCGACGUCUUAAUACUUUAA